AUGUCUUCCGGCCAGCCAGUACCCACAAAGCUGCCCAGCAACUACCAAGUCGUUCCGUAUCAGGAAAUUCGCGUUUCUCAUCAUCCAUCGUCCUCUCCAGAUCCAACUCCAGUGUUGAUCUGCAUACUCUACCGACUGGACCAUAACAAUGCCUUUACCGACGUGAUGACAGACGAGCUGGAACACUUCUUUGGUCUAGCAAGUAUCGACGAUCGGGUGAAGGCGAUAAUUCUCGCUGGUCACGGAAAGAUGUUUUGUGCCGGGCAGGAUCUGAAUCAAGGGUUCAAGCUUCAAGGCAACGGCAAGAAUGAGACCGACAGAACGCAUCGUGAUGGGUAUCUUGGCCCUGUCUUUCUUGUAUUUGAAGAUGCUGACAAUCUUCUAGAGGAGGCAGAGUCUCUCUUGCCAUUCACCACUGCACCAAGCCAACCAUCGCUGCAAUCCACGGGCAUGCAAUCGGUGUAGGAAUCACGAUGACACUCGCAGCAGUAAUGCGAGUCGUUUGGAACAAAGCAAAGAUAGGAUUUGUCUUCUCGCAACGAGGAGUGGUGAUGGAGGGCUGUUCCUCUUUCUUCCUGCCGCGGUUAAUCGGCCACGCACGGACACUUCAACUCGCCACACUAGGAGCAACUCUCACCGCAGACGCGCUUGUGCUCGACGGACUGUUUGCUGAGCUAUGUGAGAAACAAGAAGGAGUACUUCCACUAGCCUUGAAAAUUGCAGACUACCUUGCGAACAAUACGAGCACGGUGAGCACAUUCAUGAUGAGAGAGAUGUUGUACCGUGGGCCGCAGAGCGCAGAGGAGGCGCAUUUGCUCGAGAGUAGAGUCAUGGGACAUAUGAGGGGCAGCCCGUAAGUCAUCGUCACCAUAUUCUGGCCGUGGGUCAUACUGAGGAUGGUUUGCAGAGAUAACGACGAAGCAGUUGAUGCUUUCCUAAAGAAGCGAAAGCCAACCUUCACAGGCAACGUGCAGAGAGACUCGCCGCCUGUUUGUCCCUGGUUCUCGCCUGUGAACACCAGGAAUGGGGCAAUGGCUGAUCCGACUACGAAUGCUAAGCCGAAGCUCUAG
Messenger RNA from Lecanosticta acicola, 1070 nucleotides. NCBI's taxonomy places the organism in Eukaryota, Fungi, Ascomycota, Dothideomycetes, Mycosphaerellales, Mycosphaerellaceae. The record is from the annotation of a GenBank genome assembly.